AAUGACAGACCCACAUUAUUCCAAUCUAUACGCUUCAUCAGGAAGGUUCAACUUCAUGCCCCUCCACCCUCAUUACUUCCCUUCUUCCUCCUCCUCCUCUUCUUCUUCUUUCAUUUCUAAUCAAAAUUCCAUUAAUAGUUCCCUCUUCUCAUCACCAUCGUAUCCUCUCUAUUUCUCAAACACCAGAUUAUUCUCCGUCCAAUUGGAACCACCCUCUUCAUCAUCUUCUUCUUCCGUGGCAGCACUGCCUCCUCCUCCUUCUUCCCCUCCUCUCAUAGAAGCCCUUCCUUUCAUAAACACUAUAAGCCUCAAAAACCAUAGCAACAACAAUAGCAGUGAUCAAGAAGUAGUGGUGGACAAGAAGAGAAAAGACAACAACAAAAAAGAUCAAGAGAAUCUUUUGGCUGAUGAUGAUUAUGAUGAUAACGAAGGUGUUGCCGUAGCGCUACGAAUAGGGCUUCCUAAUAGCGUGUCUGAUAAUACUUCCGGUAUUGAUGAUCGGCAAAAGAAGAAGAAGAUCUCAUCAAACUCAGAAGAAAUUGUGGGAGAAAAAGAUGAAGUGAUGAGCGUGGUUUCUGAGCAUCACCCUUCGUUGUUAGAGAGAUUUAACAAUAACAAGACACAGUUUCAGUAUUGGAUUCCCACAGCUUCUCAGAUUCUCAUUGGUCCUACUCAGUUCUCAUGCCCAGUCUGCUCCAAGACUUUCAACCGAUACAAUAAUCUUCAGAUGCAUAUGUGGGGACAUGGAUCUCAAUACAGAAAGGGACCAGAUUCUCUAAAAGGAACACAACCAACAGCAAUGCUAAGGCUUCCAUGCUUCUGUUGUGCGCCAGGUUGCAAGCACAACAUAGACCACCCAAGAGCGAGGCCUCUCAAGGACUUCAGAACCCUCCAAACGCAUUACAAGCGAAAGCACGGUGUAAAACCCUACGCUUGCCGGAAAUGUGGCAAGCCGUUUGCCGUGAAAGGCGAUUGGCGGACGCAUGAGAAGAACUGCGGCAAGAUCUGGUAUUGUUUGUGUGGGUCUGAUUUCAAGCAUAAGAGGUCCCUGAAGGAUCAUGUCAAAGCCUUUGGCCAUGGACAUGGUGCUUUUGGUAUUGAUUGCAUGCAAGAGGAGGAUGAAGCAGCUUCCGAAGUUGAACAUGAUGGUGAUUGCUCCUUGUAGAACCUGGAAUAAUUAAACCCAAGUUUACAUAUCAUAUAUUACGUAAUAUGUAUAAAUGAUUGUAAUAGACUAUUGUAUAAUGAUACCCUUCUUAUUUACCUUGCUCAAA
This is a messenger RNA of Arachis ipaensis, 1274 nucleotides long. Its product is annotated as zinc finger protein WIP3. Lineage: Eukaryota; Viridiplantae; Streptophyta; Magnoliopsida; Fabales; Fabaceae. Gene Ontology annotation, cellular component: nucleus. Gene Ontology annotation, biological process: regulation of gene expression; anatomical structure development. The record is from RefSeq and is a predicted model, not a curated record. Gene Ontology annotation, molecular function: DNA-binding transcription factor activity.